AUGUCGCAAGGGGACGCGGCGCCGCUGCUGCAGGCCAACCGCGUGCACAACAACCGCCGCACCGGCGUCUUCGUGCAGGACGGCGGGGCGCCGACCCUCCUCGAGAACGACAUCUUCCGGAACACCGUCGGCGUCGAGGCGGUCGACGACGCUGCGCCGGUCGUGCGCGGCAACACGCUGCACCGCCACAAGCUCGGCGGCGUGUGGGUGCACAAGGGCGGCGGAGGGACGUACGAGGGCAACGAGAUGCGCGAGAACGGGAAGGCGGCGGUGCGAGUCUGGGACCACGGCAACCCUGUCCUCAAGGGGAACUCGAUCUGGGGCGGCCGCACCGUCGGCCUGCUGGUGUACGAGUUUGGCAAGGGGCACUACGUCGACAACGAGAUCCACUCGCACCGCUCGUGGAACAUCGAGGUCAAGCGCAACGCCUUCCCGCUCAUCGAGCGCAACAAGAUCCACUCGUCGGCGUACGGCGGCGUCUACUGCCACGGCGGCGGAGGCGCGCGCCUCGGGAGGAGAGCUCACUAA
Messenger RNA from Emiliania huxleyi CCMP1516, 528 nucleotides. RefSeq lists its product as hypothetical. Bases 1 to 528 code for a protein of 175 amino acids. The transcript is spliced from 2 exons. NCBI's taxonomy places the organism in Eukaryota, Haptophyta, Isochrysidales, Noelaerhabdaceae. The record is from RefSeq and is a predicted model, not a curated record. Gene Ontology annotation, biological process: regulation of apoptotic process; protein ubiquitination; ubiquitin-dependent protein catabolic process.